This is a messenger RNA of Stylophora pistillata, 1340 nucleotides long. RefSeq lists its product as uncharacterized. The record is from RefSeq and is a predicted model, not a curated record. NCBI's taxonomy places the organism in Eukaryota, Metazoa, Cnidaria, Anthozoa, Scleractinia, Pocilloporidae.
CUUUCAUGACCGAAAAGGCGGAAGUACAUUUAGUAAGAUUUCGCUUUAAUUUGACAUUCGAUUCCACGCUAAACCUCGAUUGAAAAGAUGACGAUGAAAGAUUCUGAACUCGCGACUGAGUUGGAAGCUAAGACGGAUUCGAUUAUUUUUUCUCUCAUGGAUGAGAUGAAGCAGCUGAGUCUUCAAGAAGGAAAAUCCUACACAACGGCAUCGAGCCUGGACGAUAUGAAAACCGCUUUGGAUUUUUAUGACAACAUCAUUGAGCAGUUUUGGAAAAUCGCUGAGAAUAUCGCAAAGACCUCCGCAGUGGAAGAGGAGCAUGCUGGUACAGUUUUUAUGGGAAGCUCCGGAGAUGGAACAUAUCUACCUGAGGUGUCAGACACUUUUGACAUGUACGUGAUGGAGGAGGAUUCCCAGUACGAAUUGCAAGAAGAUCUGGAGGCUGUUGAUCCAGAUUUUGUCAGCAAAAACCCUGGUUCAACUCAUCUGCUCAAGGUACUUCCGACAGAAAAGCCUGGGUACUAUCUUCUAACUUGGUCCGAGUACGGCCUGGUAUUAAAGCGGCGAUGGGAGGAGAAGCACUCUUCCGGACAGGCCAGUGGUGGUGCCACUAAGGUAACUACAGGUCCAACGCCGAUAUUUGAGAGGCUAAUUGAAUAUUCUGAAGAAAUCGAGCACGAAGGAGGGAAGAUCCAUAUAAUUUCACCAUACAAGAUUCGUCAGUCGUAGCUGAGGAAACCGCCGACCAGCAUUCAAGGCUGGCCUGUGUGGUUCAGAAUGCAGGACCACAAUUCACCUGCUGUAACUCUUCUCACCGAAGAAGACAAGGGCAUGGGAAAGAAGAAAAUCCAAGUGACUGACCUUGUCCUUGGGGUACGCACGACAAUGUCUUGUUUACAAGAAAAGUGGAUCAACGAUAAACAAGGUUCCAGUAAAUGGCUCAAGGAUGAUAUGCUGAAGAAGCUCCGUGACUUCAAAUGUUCGGUCGUAGCCAAGUCUUGGGAUUCGCAGGAGGAAAACCUGUCAGUCUGGAGAAUCUCCUUCUCUGGACCGGAGAGAGAAUGUGUCAGCAGUCUUCCCCCUGAGCCGAAGAUCUGCUUGAUAAUCAUGAAGGCGAUUCGCCGAAAGUUCUUGAGCAAACCAAAGGGAUUAAUCAGCUACCACAUGAAGACGGUCUUGUUUUACACUUUGGACAAAGUUGGGAGCGAUUGGAAGAGAUCGGAUCGAGCUGAAAACAUUCUAAGAUUGUUGGCAGCGGUCGCGGAAGCUCUAAAGUCGCGUUCACUUCCGUUGUACUUCGAGCCCAGGCUCAACACACUGGAAAGCAUGGAAGCAGAGAC